AAGACUGAUGAUGUCGUUCGUCAAUUGUUAUCCUGUUUUCACCUCCAUGUUGAAAUCCCAGCUCGGUGUUUUUUCAUAGCCUCACGUCCUCUCAUCUGAAACAGAUCCGGGUUGUGCGUUGCUUUACGGAAACAGUACCUAUUCCGCAAGCGUUGUUGCAACAUGUGUGCGUCGGAGUUUCUACCUUUUGACGGAGACAUCAAAAUAUCUGUACCGCCUGAAGUGUACAGACUUCACUCUCAUGUGGUUGCUAGGCGCUCCGGUACACUCAAUCGGGCAAUAGAGCACGCACGAGAAAAUGCUCAUCCGUGCACUGACCCGGUUCUCAUUGAGAUGGACCUCGUCGUGGUUCCUGCAGCUGACCGCAGGUAUGGCCGGCUGGAAAUCGAGGCCGUCGCCGGAGUACCGCAGCGCGCACAGCCUGCCGACCUUCUUUCUCCAAAGCUCCGCAAGAUCUGGGGCAAUCUGAUCAAGAGCCUGAGUGGUCAGACGCCUUUCUUGAAGCCUCACAACCCCGACUUGCCAGGAUUGGCAAUUCGCCCAGAUCCGGAUGAGGAGCCUGACGAUAUACUCCACAAUUCCAAGGCCCUCAUUACCCUGGCCGAGGAGCUCGAAGCCACCCAGACUGUGUUCUCAGCUCUGGAAGACGCUUUUGUGGACCUUGGUCACGAUCUUGGGGAAGCGGUGGCCGAGGACCCGAUCCAGUGGCUGUGCAUCUCCAUGACUCUUCGGGAAUCUUGGAUCUUCAAGGACGCAGCCUGCCAUGUGGUCGGCAAAUGGCACAAUCUGGAACCGGAGGUGAAGAUGUCUAUCCCCGAGGCCGCCCGCCGCGUCUGCCAGAGCUACAGUGACGAGCUCGUCCAACGCUGUAAAGCUGUCGAGGAUUUCUUCAUGACCGUCGAGUUUGAGCCCCUGGAGAAUCCGGGCUCAUCUGACCUGCUGGGCUUGAGCCCGCAUAUGUGGGUGGCACUCACUCGGUUCCGAGAAUGGGUGUAUGUCAAUAUCAGCUUGGCAAACGGCUUCCGUGGCGAAGAUGGAGGCUUCAAUUUCUAUCGCUACAUGUAUAACGAGGACGACGAGUACGAUGAAGAUUGGGUCCCCUAUCUUAUGGAAGACGACUGCCCCCAGGAGGAUGUCGACGAGAUUCAUGGAUAUUUGCACAGGCUCAGGGAAUUCUGUGAGGAGGAGGUGGAGCCGCUCUUGGAGUCCAAUGUUAGCCACUCGACUGGCCGAUACUUGACUUGCACCGAGAUCAAGGAUGAGGACAUUCCCUGGGAUGAUGAUGAAUGAGCAUUGCCAUCCGGCAUUUGUGCUAUUAGCUUUCAUUCUCUCAAGCGUCUUCUACACCAACAUGGACAGCUUGGCUCGCACUUCAUCUCGAUACCCCGCCAUCGCCACCGCCUAUCAGUUAAUUUAUCAAUGUUUAAUGUUCAACGUCUCUCCGGCGUUGUUUUUUUCUUGCUUUCCUUUCACCACUACAAUGCUUGUCAACUUGGAGAUCAGUGA
This is a messenger RNA of Aspergillus uvarum CBS 121591, 1506 nucleotides long. RefSeq lists its product as uncharacterized. The transcript is spliced from 2 exons. NCBI's taxonomy places the organism in Eukaryota, Fungi, Ascomycota, Eurotiomycetes, Eurotiales, Aspergillaceae. The coding region runs from base 163 to 1290 and encodes 375 amino acids. The record is from RefSeq and is a predicted model, not a curated record.